AUGGCUCAAACAUUUCCAUUGACAGUUUCACCAGUGUCCAUUGACAAUUCCUGUUGUGGUGGUUACUCUUUGCAGAAGAAUAAAGUGCAUCUGUCCAAGGGCCUCUUAAUAAUACCAAGCACCCUCUCACUGCUGCUGGCUCUGCUUUUUCAACAUUAUCAAAAGUUCUUCGUAUAUAAUCUGCAAGCAGUGAAAGAAGAAUUUCAGGUCUGGAGGCUGGUCUGUGGGAGAACCGUAUGUCUUGAUCUCAAAGACACAUUCUGCAGCAGCUUGCUAAUUUAUAACUUUAGGAUAUUUGAAAGGAGGUAUGGCAGCAGAAAAUUUUCAUCUUUUCUGCUAGGUUCCUGGAUGCUGUCAGUAUUGUUUGAUCUUCUCCUUGUAGAAGUUGUUGAAUAUUCUUUUGACGUCUCUAUCAACAGCUUGCCUUCAGGACUCUUGGGCCCUAUAUUUGCUCUUUUUAUACCAUUUUAUUGCUCCAUUCCAAGAGUGCAAGUGACACAAAUUCUAGGCCAGUUUUCCAUCACAAACAAGACACUGGUCUAUAUAUUGGGUUUGCAGCUUUUGACUUCAGGGUCCUAUAUCUGGAUUGUUGCUUUAAGUGGGCUGAUUUCUGGAAUGUGCUACAGCAGCCGUGUGUUAAAAGUGUACCGUGUACUUUGUGUGCCCAGCGGAAUGGCAAGAAUAUUUGCUUGGACUCUUGAGCCACUUUUCUCAUCUGCGGAGCCAUCCAAUGAAAUCAGAGUUGGAAUGGGAGCCACUGUGGACAUACAGAGGCAACAGAGAAUGGAGCUUCUGGAUCGGCAGAUCUUGAUGUCUCAGUUUGCCCAGAUAAGGAGGCAAAGACAGCAGCAGGGUGGGAUGAUUAACUGGAACCGUCUCUUUCCUCCUUUACGUCGUCGACGUGAUGCAAACUAUCAGGAUAAUCGGCAGACAGAACAUGAGGGGCUGCCUCCAGCUGAAGUGUCUGAAGAACAGGUUGCACGGCUCAUGGAAAUGGGAUUUUCCCGGACAGAUGCCUUGGAAGCUUUGAGAGCUUCAAAUAAUGACCUUAACGUAGCUACCAACUUUCUACUCCAGCACUAAUGAGUGCCUGCAACGACGAACUUUAAGCAAUACUUGAAGCAAGCUGCCCAAAGGAGGACCACAGCUACCUGCUGGAUAGACUCCUGAAGGUUUAAGUAACUAAGAAGAAGCUCUUGUCCUGUGGGAGACAUCAGAAGAGCAGUGAUGUAUGGCCCUAAAAAUACGUGCCCCUGGAAGGGGAUACUGACUGGCCGGAUUUCACUUGGAAAGUACUGCCACCAUGUUAUAGCUUCAAUAUUUAUUUUGGAAAGCUGGGUGUUGUUUCAAAGCAUGAAGUCUACGAGCAUUCCUAGUAACUAGGAGAUGGGAGAAGGCGGGAAAGCUUGGCGGGGGGAGACGGAGGCUCCUUUUGCCAAACUUACAGGAUUCUUUUCUCUUGUAUUACGAUCCUUUUUUUCUAAUCAUAAAUAUUUUUGAAUACGGCAUUUCUUUCAUCGGCUUUGUCACAGCUCUAAGAAAUGUUCAGAACUACCUGGGCAUGUGAUUUCAAUAAAGGAAGAGAGUGGUCUGCUGUAUCAUUCUUGGAAGGGUUCUGUUCAUGUAUAUCAGGGGAAAGGUUCUUCUCCAUUCUCUAUUUUUUUCCUUUAAAAAAAGGGGGAUAAUAAGGUAACUUGAAUACUGGCAAGUUAUAUUAAGCAGCCAUAUAUGAUUUGAGUUUGAGGUUGCUUCCAAAGGACUCUGACUGGAGCUUCACUUACAGAACUAAUCGUUCCAACCUCCCCCUUCCCACGACAGGUCAUGUGCUCCUGAAUAUACUUGGGGGGGGCUAGGGGGACCCUGUAUUGGCCCCAUCUUUGCUAAUUGCUCUGAGUCUCUUGGGAGAGGACAGCAUGAACUGCUCUCGGGGGAACAUUCCCACUUUCAUGCUUGUCAGCAAAGCCUUAUCUGCAAGGCCUGGGUUGUUCCGCCCGCCCCCUCCCCUGGAAGCCAGGUGCAAGAUGGCCUGGCUUAUCCUAGUGUUUGGGACAACUUGAUUCAUCAUUCUUUGGGCUCACAGCCAGCCUUUAGGGUCUAAGGCACCUAGCUCUAGCUAUGCUCUUUGUCUCGAGGGUGUGGCUAAGCUCUACUGCGUGUGCGCGCGCACAUCUCAAGGCCAGCUGAUUGGAGCUCAGUCUUGAAUCUGCUUUGAUAACUCUGAUGCGUUAUUAAAGCUCUGCUCUUAACUAAACGUGGAUCUCUCGUGUCAGUUCUUUGGGAACUUCUGCGAACCUAUGGAGCCCGUGGCCAGGGUCCAUAACAGAUCCUCAGGAACAGUUUGGGGUGUAGUGGUGGAAGUCUGCAAUGGGAGGCAAGGAUUGGCAAAAAUGGCCCCCUUCUUCCACCAGCUGAUGAUGACUUUGGA
Molecule: messenger RNA, 2425 nt
Organism: Gekko japonicus
Lineage: Eukaryota; Metazoa; Chordata; Lepidosauria; Squamata; Gekkonidae
Gene: UBAC2
Product: UBA domain containing 2
Exons: 9
Coding region: 1-1083 (360 amino acids)
Molecular function (GO): serine-type endopeptidase activity; protein binding
Source: RefSeq, a predicted model, not a curated record